UGCGAUUUCUCCAACUUCCAUCUGAUUGUCCGCGACCGCUUCCUCACCGCCUCCACCAAACUCCAUCAAGAUUCCGCAACUCGCCGUCGCGAUCUUAAGGGAGAUUGAAGGAACCUGCAUUGUGUGAUUGACUGCUGCCUAGCGUUCGGCUGAUCAUCCUGCUUCUGCCAUGGGGGAAUCACAGAGUAGCGAGGACGCUUCCAGGUUCAGAGCUUUGGGCAACGGUGUCUCCGGUGCUGGGCAGGGGAGUGCUGGUGACAAUGAGCUCCACGAUGGGAGCAUUGCAUCGCAGGCUGUCAGGGCUUAUCCGAAUGGUGGGAGAUCCUUGGUUUCUGACGUUGGGUUGUUUGACACGUUGAGGGUUGGAAGCAACCAGUAUUUUGGUUUCUCUCACAGUGCCAGUGGUAAUCCCUAUGAUGAGCAGUCCUUGUCGUUUGCUUUUGAGGGCAUGGGCUUUGAUUCACGCAAAACUAAUUCACCUACCAGUCAUCACAAUGUACCACUGACAAAUGGACACUAUCCAUCUGAACGUGUGGAUGGUACUCUGAGCCAGCAGCAUGCACCUGCAACACGCCAAUGUGAUUCUUUGGGUCUACAGUUUAGUGUGCAACAUGCCAUGCAGAACAAUGAUGUUGAACACCAGGAACAAUCUCCCAGGUUUCCACCACAGUUGGGGACUUUCUCAAGAAACCCUGAGCUGCACAGCUUUGAUCGCAAUUUUGGUGUUCCUUGCCAUCCAUCAAUUGCAUCAGCUUCAUCCUUAAAAAUGUGGCAAUCUCAAAUGUACACACCCCAUGAUCAGAAUGUUGGCUCAAACUUCAUGUGGCAGCAAAAUACUGGUGUACAACCAUACUCUAUUAUGCAACCGAAUUAUGCAUGUCCACAAAUGCAGCAAGUUUCUGGGUUUGGUAUUUCUCGACAUAGGAGCAAUGAGCAGGCUGCAGUCUACCCUCCUGCAAAGGGCCCAUCCUCAUCAUAUAUUGGAACACCAAAUUUUCAUUGGCUGGAAAAUGGGUAUUCUUACCUAAACGGUGCUGCUUCUCAGAAAAGAAGAAAUAGUGGCGGUCUGAAUAAUACAUUUGCAGACAGCUUCCCAAGUACAUCUUACACCGGCAGUUCAUGUGGCAGUGGUGAUUUUCACCAUUUUCAAUGGGCAGAAAAGGUUUUCAAUUCAUAUGGACCGCAUCACCAGCAAGGUGAUAACCUCAGUCAUCCAUAUGGCUUAGGUUUAUCACAUCAUCAAAGAUCUGAUAUCGCUCAUCCAUAUGGCUUAGGUUUCUCACAUCAUCAAAGAUCUGAUAAACUCAACACAGCAAGUUACGUGGAGAGGAUCCGAAUGAGACCUGACGUUGGAAAUUCAGUAAAUUUUUUUGAUUUAUCUUCCUAUGCUCGCUUGCUGAACUCCCCAUUCUUGUCCUCACAAUCUGAUACAUAUAAAUCCAUUGAUGAAGUGAUGGGAAGAGUAUGCAUGCUGUCAAAGGAUCAAGAUGCAUGUCGCUUUCUACAAAAAUUAUUAUCAGAAGGCACUCAAGAGGACAUUGAUAAAAUCUUUGGUGAAAUAAUUGACAAUGUUGGUGAUCUUAUGGUGGAUCCAACUGCUCACUAUUUGGUGCAGAAGAUCCUUGAAGAGUGCACCAAUGACCAAAGGACACACAUGAUUCGUGAAAUCACUAAAGCACCCAUAAAGCUUCAUAAAGCUUCUUGCAAUGUGCAUGGGACCCGCGUUGUGCAGAAGGUUAUAGACACCAUGAAUACCCCUGACCAAGUGUCAAUGUUAGUGUCCGCCUUAAAUACUGGAAUGAUGUGUUUAAUGACUGAUUCUUAUGGGAAUCAUGUUGUGGACCACUGCCUGCAGAAAUUGUUACCUGAGCACAAGGCAUUCAUUCUUGAGGCUGCUGCAUCAUGCUAUCUUCAACUAGCAAGAGAUCGUCAUGGUUGCUGUGUCCUCCAGAAAUGUAUUGGUCAUUCAAGUGAUGAACAGAGAAACAACUUGUUGUGCAAGAUAACAUCAAGUGCCCUUACACUCUCAGAAGAUCCGUAUGGGAACUAUGUUAUUCAGUUUAUUCUGGACCUCAAUAUCGAAUGGAUAACAGUCAGAGUAGUGGAUGAGCUGGCAGGUCACUUUGGAAAUCUAUCCAUGCAGAAGUGUGGUUCCCAUGUUGUGGAGCAUUGCCUGAAGCUAGCGCCACGGCUGAUCUGUGAUAGGAUCAUCAACGAACUCAUGCAUGAUCCUAAACUGUUGGAUAUCAUCCUUGAUCAGUAUGGGAACUUUGUGAUUCAGACAGCGCUUAAACAGUGUCAGGGUGAACAUCAUGCUGCUUUUGUUGAAACUAUUAAGCCGCACACUGCUGUAAUGCAAAGUAACAUGUAUGGGAAGAAGGUUCUUUCAAGGAUAUGCUUGAAGAACAAGCACUGCCGAUUUGACCUCCAUUAACCUAGCAUUUUUUUUUUGGCGAACGUGUCUUCAGAGACAGCAGACGGGACGGAACCCUUGUACAAUUCUGUGAUAACUUGCAGAUCUUACAGAUAGUGUGUCUUGGCGAAAAGGGAAAAAGAUCUUUUCUUUCAAGGGAAAUUUUGGUUGGUUAGGGGAAGCAUUUUGUCGCUGCCAGUUUAGUGUAAUUUCGAAUGUAGAAUUAGUAUAGUUUCAUCUGCGUGUGAUGAUGGUGGUUUACAUUGCCGGCGUUGUUAUCAGUACUGUAGUUUAAUGUACCUGUCGAACUGUGAUAUCAGUAACAUCGUGUAAUGUGUUAGUUGUACGAUAAAAGCUAAAGUGGCACACUAGCCUGGUCAUUUUUUCUUUUGGAAAAAAAUGAAUUGAAUCGGUUGUUUGAACACUU
Molecule: messenger RNA, 2840 nt
Organism: Zea mays
Lineage: Eukaryota; Viridiplantae; Streptophyta; Magnoliopsida; Poales; Poaceae
Product: Pumilio homolog 12
Exons: 6
Coding region: 170-2434 (754 amino acids)
Biological process (GO): post-transcriptional regulation of gene expression
Cellular component (GO): cytoplasm
Molecular function (GO): mRNA binding
Source: RefSeq, marked predicted